This is a messenger RNA of Dovyalis caffra, 381 nucleotides long. Lineage: Eukaryota; Viridiplantae; Streptophyta; Magnoliopsida; Malpighiales; Salicaceae. The record is from the annotation of a GenBank genome assembly.
AUGGCUGGACGUGAACAGGUCAUUAAGCCUAGGGUUGUCAAAAUAGACUCAGAGAAAUCAUGGGAUUUCUACAUCACUCAAGCUACCAAUAAAAACUGCCCUGUUGUGGUGCACUUCACAGCUUCUUGGUGCAUACCUUCAGUAGCCAUGAAUCCUUUCUUUGAGGAAGUAGCCUCGAGCUAUAAAGAUAUUCUGUUUCUCUCUGUGGAUGUUGAUGAAGUUAAGGGGGUAGCUACCAAGAUGGAGGUAAAGGCCAUGCCCACAUUUUUAUUGAUGAGGGAAGGGGCUAAGGUUGAUAAGGCAGUGGGUGCCAAUCCAGAUGAGGUAAGGAAAAGAAUUGGUGAUUUUGUUCACAAUAUUCCUGGAUAUAAAGCAAUUUAG